Molecule: messenger RNA, 1731 nt
Organism: Nannizzia gypsea CBS 118893
Lineage: Eukaryota; Fungi; Ascomycota; Eurotiomycetes; Onygenales; Arthrodermataceae
Exons: 2
Coding region: 1-1731 (576 amino acids)
Biological process (GO): nuclear envelope organization
Cellular component (GO): meiotic nuclear membrane microtubule tethering complex; nuclear envelope
Molecular function (GO): protein-membrane adaptor activity
Source: RefSeq, a predicted model, not a curated record
AUGGCACCACAACGACGCACUCGCCGGGCCACGCCCACGGCCGCAGCACCAGCAGCACCAGAGGCCGAGAACCCCUUCCUGCCGAGCAUCGAGACGCAGCAGUCCUUCGCGUACGGGUCGAGCACGCCGGCGCUGCCUCGCCGGCUGGGCUCGCACCCGUCAGCUAACAACGCGGAGGAGGUGGCUGCGACUCUCUCGAUGUCGGCAGGCUUCCACCAGAUCGAGGACGAGGCACGCCGGAGCCCCGAGAAGCAGCGGCGAGCCGAGAGCGUGCUCAGCGGCCGGGAGACGAGCCUGUCUCCCGCGCCUAGGGAGACCAUCCGGAGGCUGACGCCCGACAUCCAGCUGAUGGGCUCGUUGAGAGAGGCGUCUGGAGAGCCCGAAGACCACCAGGACGAGCACCGGCACCAGCACCAGCACCAGCACCAGCAGCAUCACCAGCAGCAUCAUCAGCAAGACGAUGAUGCAGAAGCCGACCUUCUGGCGGAUGCAAUUGACGGGUCCAGCAUCAGUUGGAACACGGAGCGCCAUCUGCUGGCGACGGAGCAGCAGCAGGUCUCCCGCCGACCGGCCAACCUGGGCUUCCCGAACUGGCCUGCUCGGGCAACAGCAGCGACGGCCGCAAGACGGACAGCAGGGCCGCCGAUGUCCCCUUCUCAAGCCAGCAGCACGUCGAUCCAGCUGCAGCAUCUCCAGCGCCAGCAACACCUCCAGCAUCACCAGCUGCGCGGCCAGCCACAGAGAAGCCGCGCGACAGCCGAGAGAAUCGAGCGAGGCACCGCCAUCGGCCGUCCAGUUACUACUACCACUACUGCUGCUGGUAUAGCUACUACGACAUCACUAUCACCAUCAGGCCGCCGCGAGAGUGCCUCUGACGGCGAGCGAGUCGACACUCCGCAGUCCGAGCAUACUCCAUCUUCCUCCCGCCCUCCAUCUGCUCAGGACAUCCUUACUCCUAUUUCUCCUUCUACUUCAUCUUCGUCCGGACUCCGUCUUGGAUUCUCUCAUGUCAUUACGAUCCUGCUUACCGUCAUGGUUGCCCUGAAUGGCUACCUUCUCCGCGACGAGAUCGCAUCCGCUGCAAAGUCCAUCUAUCUUCCAGGCAGAGGAAGCUCCAGUCUUACCGGCAGCAACUGCACCGAGAACAUCAGCCAGAUGAUGACCGCCGUCGAGCAACGACUGACGACCAUGACCAAGGACAUCACUUUGCUCAAGCAGGAAGUCAGCAAAGUGCCAGAAGUUAACCAAAACCCACACCAAAGCGACAAGAUCAAGAGCCAAAACAAGAUCCAGCUUGCCGUCGAGCUUGGCCAGGCCAUCGUGCCCGAAGAGGUGAUCGUCGAACACAUGCCCCGAGAGGCCACGCUUGACAACGGCGCCGCCGCACCGCAGCUCAUGGAACUCUGGGGCGAGUACGAAGAGGCCGAAAAGGACGAACCGCUUAAGGAGAGGCUGGCGCGAGUGUGGCCGGGGGAGCCGCAGUCGGCCUAUGUCAACGAGCCGUCUCUGGGCCCGUCUUUCGUCCGCCUCGGCCGCUGGCGCUACGACAUCCAUCACCCUCACUCUCAGCAUCAGCAUGACCACCAGUAUCACCACAUCCAGCGCUUCCCUGUGCAGGCGUCGUCUGUCAUUGAGCGGAAGACGAAGAGGGUCGUCGUCGUGGCCCGGACUAACUGGGGCCAGCGCGAGUACACCUGCAUCUACCGCGUGCGACUCCACGGCCGUCCUUGA